Molecule: messenger RNA, 4254 nt
Organism: Gossypium raimondii (Peruvian cotton)
Lineage: Eukaryota; Viridiplantae; Streptophyta; Magnoliopsida; Malvales; Malvaceae
Exons: 14
Coding region: 123-3845 (1240 amino acids)
Biological process (GO): cytoplasmic microtubule organization; microtubule nucleation; spindle assembly
Cellular component (GO): equatorial microtubule organizing center; spindle pole; centrosome
Molecular function (GO): microtubule minus-end binding; gamma-tubulin binding
Source: RefSeq, a predicted model, not a curated record
AGUAAAUUCAGUCUUCAAAAAAAAAAAAAAAAAAAAAAGGGGAAAGUAGAGGGAAUUGGCCUUUGGGGGAGUAGCUCUAACUCAGUGAGUCAGUGCUCAAUAGAUGAUUUAGAAAUUGAACAAUGGCGGUGGAGACGAAUUUCGCAUCGUUGUUUGAGAAGCUGAAAGUGGAAGAUCCAUGGCUCCCUCCUCGAACCUGGGAAUCCAUUCCUUCUCAAAGCGGCCCCCUUCCUCCUCUUCCAGACUCUCAACCUCCCAUUUCCUCCUCUUCAUCAGUCUCCGAGGCAAGUUUGGUGAGGUUGGCACUAAAUGCACUGCAAGGCGUAGAAUCAUCUCUUUGUAGCAUAGAAAAACUUUCUGCUGCCUUUUUUUCUGAUCCUGCGGAUAGGACUUUCCAUCAAACACCUAGUCUUUGGUACCGGUCUUCCAGCACUCAUGCUCUGGGGAAGAUUCUCAAAUCAAUAGGCCAUUCAGGUUUCCUAGUUUUCCUUCUCCAUAAGUUUGUAGAAUAUUUUUCAAAUUUGAAUCCCAAUGGAAAUUCAUUUUCACUACGGAAGGGCUGGGAAAAUUCUCAAGCAGCAGACAAUCAAAAUCAUGGUGGCCACAGAGUGAAAGACGAAGAGGGCCCUAAAUAUAGCCUUGUUAAUCAAGCAUUCUCUGUAGCUGUAGGAAAGGUUUUGGAAGGGUACAUUUGUGCGUUGGACACAUUAUAUGCAUCAGUAAAUGUAAGGCGUUCAAAGAGUACUGAAGUCUCUACAGGUGUAUCUUCAGGCUGUCUCACAAGUGUGGUUUACUCUGGAAUUACGCUAUUGGAGGUAUACCUGCACACAAAGGAUUUGAGGACCCAGAUUGAAGCUCUUGGGAAUAUAUGCAAUCUGUAUGAUUUAGCUCUUUACUUCUUGGAAUCUUCUUUUGAAGAACUAAGUUAUAAGGCAACCAUGGGAUUUCAUAAAUUCUUCAGGGGAGGUGACCUGCUUAGUUACUUGUAUACACAACUAAAGGUUGCGGACCCUGCUCACCAUGCUUUACUCAAGUUUCUUUUUCUUCGGUCAUGUGAACCUUAUUGUGAGUUUAUAAGGUCCUGGAUUUUUAAAGCUGAGAUUAAUGAUCCUUAUAAGGAGUUUGUUGUAGAGUACAUGGAUACGUUACAACAUCGUUCUGCUGGUAAAGAUGGAAUCCCUAUUGACUUUCCGGUUGCAAAUAUUACGGAGCGGGAUGGAGUUGUUGUUCCAUGUUUCCUGAAGGAUCUUUUGACUCCACUUGUUAGGGCUGGUCAGCAGCUUCAAGUUCUAAUGAAAUUGCUUGAAUUGCGUAAACAUGUUGAUACUGGAGACCAUACUUAUUCUGAUUUUCUUCCCUGCUGGAGUGGUUUUGCUGGCAGUAAUCCGUUUUAUGCUUCUUCAAUCACUUUUGGCAAAGAAAAUAUAGAAGCAUUGGUUCUCAUGCGUAAUAGUUACUAUGAGAGGAUGGAGGAGAAACUUGAAAAUUUACUGACAGGGUUGGAAUUCAAUUGUCAACAGGUAAUUUCGCAUAGGGCUGAACCUCAUUUAUUUGGUACUAGUGGAGACACUCCAAAUAUUGCAGCUUCACUCACAGUGGACGACAAAUUGGUUAUUAAUUCAACAAUGAAACGAAGUUUCUCUAAUGUGUCGCUUGACAAUAAUGAUUUUGAUGACUCUAGUACAAAAGAUGGAUCCUCUCAUGAAGCUGACAUCUUUGAACCAUUUGAGUCUUCAUCUAUGAGUAGUUUUGAAGAACAUACUGAGUCUGAGCAGUUGAUUGAACACUCUAAUAAUUUAGUUUGGCCUAAACAAAAUUAUUUCUCUGCCCUAAGCUUUUCUGUUAGUACCCCAUUUGGAAACUCAUUGCAGCUAGCUUUGCAGAAUGGCAAGUCUGACCGUAUGGAAAGCAGUUUGCAGGCUGGAACUGGUGGGCAUGGCAAUUUUAUAGGUUGUGAACCUAAUGGGAUAUAUGAUCACUUAUCUCCGCACCUCGAGUCAAACUGGUUGUGUGCAGAGGUUGAAUCUGCAAAUAUUCUAACUUCCAAAGGUUGGCCAGUUAACAGUGCAAGGAAUAAUGCCUUCUGUAUUGAUGGCGAUGACAGAGAUGAUAAAAGAUCACUUCUAUGUGAUUCUGACAUAAAGACGAGAAAAUGUAACACGCAAUUCUUUGAUAAAUUUGUGCAACAUUUUAAUGAAUCAAUUGCUAUCAACAAUACUUCAGCAGUGGACACCUCAAAUGAGGGUCAACAUGAAAAGGACUCUACUUCUGGGUUAUUCCAAUUGCGACAGUUCAAGCUUACUUGCAAUGGUAGCCUUCUGAGCAAAAAUCCAGUGUUGACAAACAAGAGUUUUUUCCGUAUGAUGAGCAAACCUGGUGAUGCAAGCCGGAUAGACUACCAACAAACUUUACCUUAUUUUGAUUUUUCUUCAGUUAAUGACCCUUGUAUGGUUUAUGUCAAAAGGCUAUCAUCUGAGAUUACACAUAAAUUUCUUGAGAAUACCAGUUCUGUGACAAAUGGUAGGGGUAAUCAGGAUGACAAACAAGGCUAUGGAGAUGUUCUCUUGGUUGACAAUUCAAAAAGUUCUUAUGCUGUUCCACCUUUGGAGUUAAGGAAUCAAACCCAGGAUGUCAUUUCAACAACUGUUUCUAGCAGCAGUUGUUGGGAGAGUUUGCUUGGUAGUUUUAGCACCCCUAAUAGCAGUGGGACUAUAGAUAUGAAGCUGAAUACAUCUUCCACGUUUGAGAUACCCCUUGACUUCAUAAUUGACAAAUGCCUACUGCAGGAAAUCUUGCUUCAAUAUAACUAUGUCAGCAAAUUAACCAUCAAGAUACUUGAAGAAGGUUUUGAUUUGCAAGAACAUUUGUUAGCGCUGCGGCGAUAUCAUUUUAUGGAACUGGCAGACUGGGCAGAUUUGUUCAUCAUGUCCCUUUCGCAUCAUAAAUGGUGUGUUACAGAGGAGGACCGGAGACUCUCUGAAAUUCAAGGACUUCUUGAGUUGUCCGUGCAGAGGUCAUCUUGUGAAAGAGACCCUCAUAAAGAUAGGUUAUUUAUUUAUGCAAAAGGGCAUGGGUUGUUGCCUCUUUCAACUUCUACAAUUGGUGUUCAUUCCUUCGACUUUUUAGGUCUGGGCUAUCGAGUGGAUUGGCCUAUCAGCAUUAUUUUGACUCCUGGUGCAUUGAAAAUAUAUGCUGAUAUAUUCAACUUUCUGAUACAACUGAAGCUUGCUGUUUUUUCACUGACUGAUGUAUGGUGCUCAUUAAAGGAUGUAGUGCACUUGAUCUGUCAAAAACACCAUCCUACACUACAUGAACGUGAAGUGGGCCAUUUUAACAAGUUAAUGAAGUUGAGGCAUCAGGUUAAUCAUUUUGUAUCUACACUACAGCAAUAUGUACAGUCACAACUAUCACAUGUAUCAUGGUGCAAGUUUCUUCACUCAUUUAAGCACAAGGUCAAAGAUAUGAUGGAUCUUGAGUCGGUGCAUAUGUCAUAUCUAACUGAUUCACUCCAUAUAUGUUUUCUAUCUGAUGAAACAAAACCUAUAGCCAGUACCAUAGAGAAUAUUUUGCAGUGUGCCCUAGAUUUCCGGUCUUGUCUUACUGGUGAUAUAUGGAAUGUGGGACUUGCUGAAGGUGAUUUACAGGAUAAACUUUCUAAGAUCAACAUAUCUCAGGUUCUUUUCAUAAAAGAAAAGUUCGACAAAAAUCUUAAAGAACUGCAUCUACUCUACCUCAAAUCACCUAAACAUGGAGAAUCUGGGCUUUCGUAUUUCUGGGGAUAUCUCAACUAUAAUGACUAUUACUUUAAUGAAAAUGAAAUGAGCUAUUAUGCUUUCUCAAUCUGAAGUCCUUUCCAUGAAGAUCGAAAGUAGGUAGCGAUAUGCAUUCUUCUGUGCCGCUAAGUUCAUCGAAACAAGCUCAAAGUAGAAGUCCUAAACUGCAUCGUGGUUUGGACUCAAUACUCUUAGCAGCAGCCAACCUGCACCAUAUCAUCUUUGCACUGCUGCAGUCGAUUUUCAUGCAAGGUAAGGCAUCAAUCCUUUAUUUAGCUGGAUUUGUUGUGUUUGUUGUCCCUUAAUUUAGGGUAAAUUCUUAACAUUUUUCCCCCUUAGCCUGAGCCCUGAGUGCUAAGUUAAUGAAUUUUGUUUCCAAAGGUUAAAGUUUGAAUGUGCUUUUGAGUUCCACUAUUUUUCAAACAAGGGCCUGUAAAUGUUUAAUAUUGCAAAAGUUCUUAUUUAUUUCUAUUUCUUACUA